Messenger RNA from Schistosoma spindalis, 2844 nucleotides. The record is from the annotation of a GenBank genome assembly. Lineage: Eukaryota; Metazoa; Platyhelminthes; Trematoda; Strigeidida; Schistosomatidae.
GUAAGCACCGCUUAUUAUGGAACUGAAGGUUGUAUCAAUAGCAACGUUUUAAGAUCCCAAAGUGAGGGAGGAAAAAUAAUUUGCAUCCUGGUGUUAUUUCAUAUUACGUUUUGUGUUCCGAACUGUUGUACAGUCCGGUAUUCCUGUCAAGUUACUGAUUCUGUGUUCCCGUUGAAAUAUUACCAUACUAUUUUUGGAUUAACGUUUCUUUCCCUACUUCGAAAAAGACCUUGAAAGGAAAACCAAUUUCUUCUGUGGAGAUUAUUGAAAGCCAUCGACGACAAAGUUUAAAGGAGGCAGAAGCAGUGUAAUAUUAACAACACGAUUCACUCGAACUUUUUUGUGUUAACGAUUAGCUCUGCUUCUCAAUGGUCACUAGUCGACUCUAUUUUGUAUUGUUUGUUUGCAUUUCGAGUGCAUUUACUUCUGGAUUAACAUUUGGAUUUACAUCAGCAACUACACUUCAAAUUUAUUUCGACCCUAUUUGGGUAGCAGUUUUUGCUGGUUUAUUAAAUGCAGGUGGAAUAAUUGGAUCUUUGUGGUCAACGUGGCUUAUUCGUCAUUAUGGACAUCGUCGCACAUUAUUUCUUUCUUAUAUUCUAUCUGUUGUGGGAUGGGUGAUACUGUAUUUUUCAACGUCAGCUGUCUACGAACGAUAUUCACCAACUGUUCAAUUUGUAUUAGGACGUCUGUUAACUGGUUUAGGAUGUGGAUUAACUUUAACUACUAAUCUAAUAUAUGUCUAUGAGAUAAUUCCAUCGUCAUGGAAAGUAUUGAUGGGGUCAUUGUUUCAAGUUGGUAUAACAUGCGGAAUUGUUGCUGAUUAUGCACUGGCAAUUUUUUUAAACUGGGAUAUUAUUUCUUUGAUUUUUGCUUUGGUUAUUUCAUUUGUUGCCGUUUUAACUCACAUGUUACCCGAAUCCUCGGAAUGGUGCUUUAAAAUGGGUAAUUUACAAUCAGCUGAAGCAUCUCAUUAUUGGUUGCAUGGAAAUGAGAUACCUUUUAAACAAAAUGGGAAUAACUUGAUGGUCAAUGGAGAUGUUUCUCAUGAUAUAUCAGAUCUGAGCACAAAGUCAUACACUGGUUCUUCUCAUGUAUUGAAUGAUUCAAAGUCUAAGCUUCGUACGAUUUUUAUACUAAUAACAUUUCAACAAUUAACAGGAAUGAAUGUCAUAAUCUACUUUGCUGAAUCGGUUUGCCUUUUUGGUGGACUAGUAUCAUAUCAAUGUGGAUUCAACAUGGGAUUGUGUCUAUUUAUUUCUAGUAUUGUAUCAGUGUUUGUGGUUAGAAAAUUCUCCUGGAAAAAGCUACUACUAGUUGGUGCUGUAAUUCUGGCUUUAUCCCAUCUAUGGUUUUCAUUUACGGUAUCACAGACUGAAACUCCAAUGUCUUCAAUGCUUCAAGUUUAUUUAAUUGUAUUUGCUAUGACUUUUGCAUGUAGUUGGGGUCCAUUACCAUUAUUAAUAACAUUAGAAUUAUUUCCAACUAUCAAUCGAAAUUAUGCUAUCAAAUCAUCUUUAACAGUUGGUUGGAUUGUUGCCUUUUUCGUUACAUUUAUAUUUGAACCAUUUAUAAUAUUGACGAGUGUAUCAGUUUUAUUCUGUAUAUUUUCUUUAUCUUGUUUAGUAUCUUGUGUUUAUGUUUAUUUUCAUAUUCACGAUAUGAAACCAAUUAACACAACCUAAUGUGUUUACUUUUUCUUGGUUAAUAUCAAACCAAAUUAUUAUUAAUAAUAAUAAUUCACAUAUUUAAAGUGAAAAUGUUCACUGAUACAUAUGAACAUUUCACUGUAGUUUUGUUCAUUUAUUAUGUUGGUUAACCGCGACAGCAACUAUUUUGUUGAUUGUCCUGUAGUAUCGGUUACUAUGUUAAGCUCAAAUAACUUAUUCUAGCUUCUGGACAAACUAGUUUAUUUAUUCUUCUUGAGUCACAUUUUAAUCUUGUUAAUUAUUUACUUAUCAACCCUGUCUGUUUUUAUAUGAGCACAUAUGUGUGUGUACACAUCUUAUCCUAUUUAUUCCAUGUCUGUAACUUAUUUUUGUUAGACUAUAAAUAUCGAUUAACGUUUGGUUAAAAGGGAGUUGGCAUAUACGGCUUUUCCACUACGUGUCCUUUUGUUUCGCUUCGCUCUCUUCUAUUCGCUUCAUCCUUCUCAUUUCUUGUCCAGAUCAGUGAGUGUAUAACAUAUAUGUAUUUAACAAUCCAUCCGUGUAUUCAACUUAUUUAAUUCCGUUAUUUAAGUCGACAAUUACAUGCGAGACUAGGUUAGGAUGUAUAUUUCGGCAGCAAUCAUUCAAUAAUGAUCAUUUGUUCGAUCUAACUGCAGUCAGAUCCGAGGUCAGCAAAGUACAUAAAUUUUUCUUCUUAUUCAAAUCGAUGAAAUGCCUUUUUUUUGAAAUAGAAAAUUCAUCAAUUACUUAUCUCUCUCUUUCUCUCUGUGUCUCUCUUUACACUUUUCACAACUAAUCUCUAAAUUGAUAUUAUUCUCUUCAUUCUCUAUAUAUAAAUUUAAUAGAGUAUAUCAUAGUAUUUAGUGAAGUCGCAGUAAUUGUUUUUAUAUAUUCAUCUUCUUAUCCUUUAUUAUUCUAGUGUAAAUUCUUUUAAAUAAUAAAACAUGAGUAAUACAUAGGCAGAUAUUCAAUUUUAAAACUUUCACUACAUUAUCAUUAAAUAACUAGAAAUAAAUUAUUAAAAUAUGUGUACACUGUUACUACGACUACUACUACUACAACUUAAUCUUCAAUUUUCAACUGCAUAGUAACAAUCUAAAUAAGAAAUUAGCAUCUAACUUGUAAAUUUUCUCUUAAACUCAAAAAAAAGAUUGUAACGCAUCUACAGAAAAGG